This is a messenger RNA of Oryza brachyantha (malo sina), 1705 nucleotides long. Its product is annotated as zinc finger protein STOP1 homolog. Lineage: Eukaryota; Viridiplantae; Streptophyta; Magnoliopsida; Poales; Poaceae. Bases 118 to 1272 code for a protein of 384 amino acids. Gene Ontology annotation, biological process: response to acidic pH; response to aluminum ion. The transcript is spliced from 2 exons. The record is from RefSeq and is a predicted model, not a curated record.
CAUUUUUUUCACUUCACCAGCCGACAGUCGAUCGAAUUUGGCUGCAAGUUUCUGUGUGAUCACCUCUGCCAUUCAUUCUCAUCAUCUCAGAGGGACUGAGCAUCUUCACCGUUGUCGAUGAUGACUAGCGGUGUUGAUCAAUUCAGCAAUAUCAAUCAGGCGAUGUACCUGCAGCCUGAUCAAGACUUCUCCCAGAUGAUCAUGGAGCUAUGCGAUCUUGAUGGGAGCAGCACGACGCAAGGCCGCCAUGUUGGCGAAGCAGCAGAUGCGGAGCAGUCCAGCUGCGACGUGGGAGCGGUACUGACGUACCUGACAUUUCUGGAGCAGAAGAUCGGCCACCUCCGCGGCAUAAUCUCCUCGACGCCGCACCCGCCGCCGCAGAUCGUGUCCGCCGAGCUCAGCUGCAUCGUCGUGCAGCUCGUCUCCAUCUCCAAGAACCUCGCCGCGGGCCGCGGCGGCGAGGACGCGGACGCCAAGAACUAUGGGAGCGACGGCGACGAUGGCGACGGCGAGCACCUCCCGGUGAGGGGCUCCUACGAGGUGGUGCAGAUCGAGAAGGAGGAGAUCCUCGCGCCGCACGUGCACUUCUGCGCGGUGUGCGGCAAGGGCUUCAAGCGCGACGCCAACCUGCGGAUGCACAUGCGCGGCCACGGCGACGAGCACAAGUCGGCGGCCGCUCUCGCCAAGCCCGGCAGGUCGCCGUCGCCGACGCCGGCGACGGACACGGCGAGGAGGUGCUUCUACUCCUGCCCCUACGUGGGGUGCAAGAGGAACAGGGAGCACAAGAGCUUCCAGCCGCUGAAGACGCCCAUCUGCGUCAAGAACCAUUACCGCCGGAGCCACUGCGACAAGAGCUUCACCUGCCGCCGGUGCAACGUCAAGAAGUUCUCCGUGCUCGCCGAUCUCCGCACGCACGAGAAGCACUGCGGCCGCGACCGCUGGGUCUGCUCCUGCGGCACCUCCUUCUCCAGGAAGGACAAGCUGUUCGGCCACGUCGCCGUCUUCGACGGCCACACGCCGGCGCUACCGCCGGAGGAGUACGACGACGAGGCCACGACGGCAGCUGGCUCUGACGCCAUGUCCUGCUCGGGUCAGCUGCAGCACGGCGGCGAGGCAGUGAACAGAAUGGUGGACACGGACAAGUGCUUCUCCGAGAGCAUCUUCGAUGGCUUGAGGUGUUCAGACAUCAGAGGCAGCAUGGAUGAUGGCCACGACUACUGUGACUUUGAUGGAAUUGAUCUCUUUGCAGCGGCAACAUUCGAUUUUUUAUGAAAAGAGGGUGUUUGAUCUCUCUCUCAACCUGAUAAAUAAUGUCAAAGCUUAAGCUUAAUCAAUUGACAAUAGCAUGAAAACAAUUAGGUAACGGGAAAAGGGAACAUUUUUUUGUCGUCCAGCCAAAAAGAAAGAAAAAAGAUCAGAAGACAGCAUUAGAUUGGACAUACCUUAAUAAUCUUGCACACACUGAAACAAGACAUAGAGGUUGGGGAAUCUGAGACCCCUUUCAUCCGCAAUUCUGCAGAAACUGACGUAUCAAAUUGCAUUUCGUUACUCAGAAGUCAGAACGGUGAAACACUUGUUCAUCAUAUAUCAGGUAAUCAGAAGCAAAUGAGAGAACUGAAUCUUUUAACAUACAAAUACGAGAUGCGGAAUAUAUAUCAAGCACAAUGACAAGAAUGGCAGAACAACACAAUUCAAGUACUCCCAU